AUGGAAAUAUGGUAUAGGAAGGGUGGAACCCAUGGUGUAGGUGAGCUUGAACUUAUCAGCUCUGAUGCUAAACUGAGUCAAGCAUCUUUUGGGUGCCAAGGUUUGGAUGGCGCAGACAAUUAUGCAGAGGUGCAACACAAUGUUCAGGUGGAAGAUGAAAUUGAGGUGCAAGACAAAAAUAAAGAUGAAGCUGAGGUUGUAGACAGUGAAGAAGAUGAUGGAGAAUUUGUUGAUAGUGAUUACGAGUUCAGUGAAGAAGAAUUUGGGUUGAAGACAAUUGAAGUGCCUGUUCAUGAAGGGGCCCACUUUUGA
This is a messenger RNA of Prunus armeniaca (apricot), 312 nucleotides long. Lineage: Eukaryota; Viridiplantae; Streptophyta; Magnoliopsida; Rosales; Rosaceae. The record is from the annotation of a GenBank genome assembly.